GAAAGGUUGCUGGCAGGAACAGGAAAGUAGAAUGAUGAGAAAAGAGUGAAGGAAGCUAUAAAAAGGUCCUGAUGUGCAUGUGAAGCAUUUCAGAGCUACCGUAGAUCCCAAUACUCCUCCGCCUUCUCCUAUCACACACAGGGAACAUUUUAAAGAAUACAAAGACAAGAAAAAAGAAGAAAUAAUCACUUUCAGAGCCAAAAUGGAGUUGAUGUUCAGAGCCCUUCUUUUCCAUUUGCUACUGUACUGUGCAACCCAGACCUCAGGUGUCACAAUUCAGACGGUCCCAGCAGUCGACAGUGAGGGUGUUAUACAGACCGAGCUGGAGAAGACUGUGUCCCUGAUCUGUCAGCCCGACGGCGGCCAUGAGGCUGACGAAGAGUUGCAGUGGCUGAGGAAUGGCUUCGCUGUCCGCCUGACAGAAGAAAAUAAAAUGGGCCUCAGCAGUGUGUGUGUUACACCCGUGCUCUAUGAAGACAACGGGGCCACUUUCACCUGUCGCCGGAGAAAUAAUGCCACAGCUACGGCCUCAGUCACCCUGAACGUCUCAUAUCGCCCUCAGCUCUCUGGGUCUGAGGAGGUUUCAGUAGAAGAGGAGUCAAUGCUAGUCCUGCGGUGUGACAUCUGGGCCAAUCCUCCAGUCUCUUCUGUGUCUUGGUCACUAAAUGGAAGUGCCGUGGAUCUAUUAGCAGGUGGCUUUUCUAUGACCAAUGACGGCUUCACAAGCACAAUAUCCGCCGACAGAGUGGAGAAAAGCUUGCAUGAAGGCACGUAUCAGUGCACAGCUGAGUCUCCCAUCUAUGGAAAUCACAGCAAAACAUUCAUCGUCACAUUAACAGACAAGACCCUGACUAUCCCACUGAUGCCAUUCAUAGCAGGGCUGGUGGUGGUCUUCUUUACUGUGCUUCUUGCCGUUGCUUCACGAUGGAACAGAAUUAGAAAGUGCUGCAAAUAGGCUGUGCCCAAAACAACCAUACUUGGGUACUUCAUCAAAUGAAAGAAAACAAAGAGACAUCAUGACUCAGCUUGUGUGUGUGUGUGUGUGUGUGUGUGUGUGUGUGUGUGUGUGUGUGUGUGUGUGUGUGUGUGUGUGUGUGUGUGUGUGUGUGUGUGUGUGUGUGUGUGUGUGUGUGUGUGU
Molecule: messenger RNA, 1138 nt
Organism: Trematomus bernacchii (emerald rockcod)
Lineage: Eukaryota; Metazoa; Chordata; Actinopteri; Perciformes; Nototheniidae
Gene: tmigd1
Product: transmembrane and immunoglobulin domain containing 1
Exons: 6
Coding region: 203-955 (250 amino acids)
Biological process (GO): cell-cell adhesion
Cellular component (GO): cell-cell junction
Molecular function (GO): cell adhesion molecule binding
Source: RefSeq, a predicted model, not a curated record